AAGACCGGCAAACAAGACAUUUGAGCCAAUUUGUAGGAAAAUUCGUGGUUAUCAGAAUUUAGCCUAACAAUCACUGUUCCUAUCGCCCUUGCCUUGGUGCGCAUGACAGAAUAUUAUAAUAACGACCCCCGCAGCGGGCAUUUCGCGGAAGCGAAGCUUUAGCGAAAUUCAUAUUGAAACAUGGCGACGCUUGAAAGGUUAUUGGACUUACUAAGAGAAUAUCACUUGGAUGAUGUACUCUUCCAUAAUUCAACUCCAGAACUAGGCAUCCAGCAUCGGAGUAGACCAAAGCAGAAGCGAAUAAUCCGUGGCAAAAAACAGCAGAAAAGUAAGAAAUUAAAGAGAAACGAGCAGCAGCAGCCAUUCCCAAAAGGAGAUCUAGAAACGCUGCGUAGAUUUUCAGUCACUGAUGUAAAAAUCUCUAAGCAAAGCACGAAAUGGGCAAAGAAAAUGGCGGAUAAGCACCUGGAAAUUAUCCGCAAGCAUUGUAAAACAAAUUCUAUUAAGCUUUUUAACCAUUUUGAAUACACCGGGAGCUUCUAUGAGCAUCUGAAAACAAUCGAUGCUGAUGAACUUGACAUUAUGGUGGCUCUAAGCAUCAAAAUGGAUGAGCUUGAAGUUGAGCAAGUCACACCUGGCUAUGCCGGACUCAAGCUGCGAGAUACCCCGAGUAACCGAAAUAAAUACAAUGAUUUGACGAUCGCAGACAACUAUGGAAGGUAUUUAAGUCCGGAGAAAGUGUCGAGGUGGUUUUUCAGUCUGGUCCAGAAAGCAGUUAACACCUAUAAAGAUGAGAUCCCUCAAACUGAAGUCAAAUUAACGGAUAAUGGCCCGGCGACCACACUAGUAAUUACAUACCGCGAAGGUGACAAGCCCCAAGAGAAAAACAGGAGACUGAGCAUUGACCUAGUGCCUGCACUGCUGUUCAAAGACAAGACCAAGCCUGCUGGGGAUGAUUUAAGGGCUUGGCACUAUGUCGCUAAAACCAUACCUAAGGGGGCAAGGCUCAAGGAACCCCUGCCUUUCAGGUCAGAGUUGCUGUGGCGACAAUCAUUUUCCUUGAAGGAAAAGCACCUUAUGGAUAAACUCGACAAGGAUGACAAUGGUUGCCGGCGAGAAAUGGUGCGGAUAGUGAAAACUAUUGUCAAGAAAGAUCCAACGCUGGCGCAGUUAUCGUCAUAUCAUAUCAAAACCGCAUUUCUACAGUACAAUUUUUCUGAUGUGAAACUCGACUGGGAAGGCAAGAAGCUAGCGGAAAGGUUCUUGCACUUUUUGGAGUUUCUACGAGAUCGAGUAAAGGAUAAGACUUUGAAUAACUAUUUCAUUACAGAUUUGAAUUUACUGGACGAUCUGAAUGACUCAAACAUUGAUAAUAUUGCCAACCGGCUGGACAAGAUAAUACAAAAUGAGACAGAAAGAGCAAAAAUCUUCACAACCCAACGCCAGUAGGCUGGUUGGAAGAAUUCAAACACAAGCCAAUCACUGUCAAACACAAGCCAAUCACUCUCUCGCUCCCAGGCGUCUCUAGUCAGUAAAACAGAUUACCUCGCUAUGCAUCAUGGGAAUUAUCAAGCAUUACAAAGGACCAUGGGCUUACGGGCGCUAGGAGAGUCCCAGUCUUUUAACUAUCUGUAUUGUAAAAUUAGAAUUUCAAUCAGAAUUGUUAUGUGUGUUGCAUCUAGUGAACUAUUGAUAUUCGCUAAAACUGAGCCAAUCUACACUUUUAUCACCUUUAAAAUGAUCCCAACCAAUUUAUCAUCCGACCUUUAAUGGUGCUUUUUUAACUGGAUACACUAAUCUAUGCUGUUUUGGCAAUGGUGGCCAUGAGCAAAACAGCGCCAGAAGAAAUGCCCUCGAAAACAUCACCAUUUCAGUCAUGUUUAACAACAAUGAUAGAACAAUACCAUUCAGAGAUCUUUAUUUCAAAGCAAAAAUGUGAACAAUGACAGAUAAUCAGCUGGAUAUGAAAACAACUCGUUGGAAAACGGCUAGUUUACGUGACUACCGCAACACCAGUAUAGCCCACACUAGCCCAGUCAGAAGGGCCAAACCCUGCAUGGCCGGUCUGAAAGCGUCAGAUGGCAAAGUUGUCAUAGUCGUCGGCUGAGUUGGCAAUCCCUCGUUAUUGCAUCCGUCUCCUUGACAACACUUGGCAGAACAUUCAUCUAUCUGACCAGUGCUGUUAAACUCUUUGCAAAACUCGCCACACGCCAGGGACACAGUGCAGUUACGAAACUCUAUGCUGGCAGGGCUACCUGUGUCGUUACGGCCAAAAGCUUUGAAGGUCACACAGCUAUCAGGGAUGAAAGGACCGUGGGAUGGACAUUCCUGGGAAUAUAAAGAUAUUAGGCACAUAGAAAAAGAACAUAAAAUAACUUUAGUACCAUAGGAUAUAACCAACUAACUUAGUACCGUAGGAUAUAACCAAGGGGCCCCACCCUGUUCUACGACGACAUUUUUGUACAUCGGAAGGCGGUGAAUCAGCUAGUUAGCCAACAUUUUCUUUUUAUUGCAUUCAACCGAGCAAAGAAGUGCCAGCAUUACUGGUUGAUGUUGCCGCUGUUUGUACCCCGGGGCAUAUCAAUGGAUAACAUAAGCCUAAAGAAAGAAAGAGUAAGAAGUAGCCAUCAAAUAGCUGCCCCUAGCUUUCCGCUAUAAGGGGGGUGGGGGUGGUUAGCCCAAUGAACAUCCGCGGGAUUUUUAAAGGGCGCCUGGCGUUCAUCUAGUCUCCCUCACGGACAUUCUGGACGGGUCACGUCACGAUGGGAACUAGUUCACCGUCUGAUUCUUUCGAUCACCAUUUCAUAUCUUAGAGCGGAUACCUCUUUGUGACGAUACCCCGCUUUUCUAUGUGAACAAUAUAAAGAUUACCUAGUAGAGGUGCUCUAUCUUAGAAGAAAUAAUUUACCAUGAGCACAGGGUUGUCACAUGAGUGGCCACCUAGCGAUGGGACGUUGGAACAGACGUAGCAUUUUAAUGCAGGGCCUGAAAUCAAAAAUGAAUAUGUUGUUAAUCAAUACAGAGACAAUAGCACCAAUAUUUAAGCACUAGAUAAAUUUCUAAGUUAGUGAUACCUGGGUUCACCAAUUGCUUUGAAAACUAUCGUUGUUCGUGUUCGCUCAUAUUUGGGAUUCCUCUUUUUAGAAAAGUCUAGCAAUUCCACGUAAACUUUCAGGAAUAGGUGAGAACAAGUACCAUCGAAAGUAAAACAUGGCUUUCAGAA
Molecule: messenger RNA, 3223 nt
Organism: Nematostella vectensis (starlet sea anemone)
Lineage: Eukaryota; Metazoa; Cnidaria; Anthozoa; Actiniaria; Edwardsiidae
Product: cyclic GMP-AMP synthase
Exons: 2
Coding region: 181-1449 (422 amino acids)
Source: RefSeq, a predicted model, not a curated record